CUCAUUUGAACUCAUUUACUGUGAACAUGAGAAGCCAAGCCUGCAGUCAAGUGUCUCUUCAUUAAGAGUGGGAUCAAGGCACUCUUCAACACAGAAUGCUUCCAUCACAUGAAAAUCUAUCAAAUAAAGGUUUCACCUGACUUUCCUUCAUUUUCCACAUUCUUCUGACUGAAAUAUACUGAAUUUAUCUUUUUCUGAAGUUUUCAUCUUUGAAGAGGUACGUAACAUGCCUGGAAAAUCUUAAGGUGUCACUCAUACUGAAUAUGGAUAAACAAGUAUUACACCAGAAAGACUUGAACAGUUCUGGCAGAAAGAAUGUAAACUCCAGUUCCUCCACUUUCCUGGAGAAUGACAGAUUAUCUACGAACAUUUUUACUUGUCGAAAACAGGCAGGCAGCUGCUAUGAAAAAAAUGACAAAAACAGCUUGUUGGGAAGAGCAAGUGAAGCGACAGAUAGUCAAGAUCCUCCCAAAGGGACUGUCACUUUCCCAUCUCUGAUUCAAACAGGAAACAAAAAGCUUACUGUGGCGGGGUUGCCUUUUAUUGCACAACAUGAAAGCAAGUCUUUUGUUUGCCGCCAGGUAGCGCCAAUCUGCAGCUCAAAGAGAUAUGCUCCUAGAAAAUGUGUUGUACUCAAAGAAAAGAUCCCAUCUUUACACGUGGAGAAACAUUAUUAUGUGGAUUACAUUGCCAGGCCAUUUAAGAGUGAAAUUCAAAGAAACCUAACAAAUAUGUCUGAUAGGUUUACAUCCAAAUUCAGUGGAUCAAACAAUAAACUAUUUCCUUUACUCAUGACACAGCCAACCAGGAAACAUGACAUGGGGACUUUGAAUGCUGAAAACCUCAAACAUUCCCGCAGUUUGUUUCUGGGACAUCAGUUAAAGAGGUGUAACAAGAAACGACCUCAUGGACCAAAACACGCAUACCUUAUGACUUGGCCUGGGAAUUCUAACAUAGAAUUGCAUAAAUUACUGGAAGUGUAUGGAAAGCAUUCUAAAAAUGAAGCCCUGAUUCUGAACACUGCCUCCACCCAGACUGAGUCAACUCAUCGGAAAUGCGUCGACAAAAGCACCGCCACGUACAGUCCAAGGCAAAGUCAGCCAUGCUCCUCAGUAACAAAUGAUGGCACAGAUGCUAAAAACAUUAGCGUGUCUCGACGGGACAUUCACAACUUUAUGCUGUUUGAUUCCACCAAACCAAACCGUGUAAGUCUCAUGCAGAAUAAUCGAUUAUUGCCAGAGUUUUUCAAUCUGUCCAAUAAGGUUAGCUCAUCUGGGCAAAAUAAAAUCAUUAAAAAGGAAACUAAAAGUUUAGUGAAAUCACAUGUGACUGAACCACCCACUGAACACUCAAUCAAAACAGAGAAGCAAUUCCUUACCGUGGAUAACAUCAUUCCUCCCAUUUCUCCUGUCCCAUCUGAAGAAACGGAGAGCUCAAGUGAAGAUGAAUAUGUACUAACCAUCCAAGUUCCAGUUAUAACACCAACACGCACUGCUUUAGUGAGAUCUGGUCAUAAUGUUUAGAUGCCUCCUGUUAGUCAUGCAUGCGUGGUCAAAACCUUGUUCUGAGAUUGUGAUUAUUCUCAGUGCUCACACACAGAAAGGCCAUUGAUGAAAAAAGGGGGGCAACUGAAAGAAAGUGAUUCAGGGUUUGGCUUGUUUUCAACCCAGCUAAUGUGAAGAGUGGGCCACGUGAUGAACGGUACCGAUGUGGUGUGUCACAGGGUGGCCGUCACAUGACGUGUCGUUUGUUCUUUAAUAUGCGGUGGAAGCAUUUUGACAUCUUCUUAGCCCUUCCUCUGAGCAGCCAUUUGGCAGCAGGUUUUUGAUAAUACCUAUUGCUUAAUUUUUUAAUUAGAAGCCAGUCUUUAUUACCUAAUUUGAUGCCUUUCUCUAACUCAGGCUGCAGUUUUAGAAGUUAAGCUUAAACUCUGCAAAUAAUCAAACGUUUUGUGAGCCUUGCUAACACUUGGAUCUUAUUGGAUAGAUUUAAGCAGCUAUAACCUGAGGUAGCCAGCAGUGGGUCACCUAGACCAGCACGUUUUGUUCAUCAUAAAUAACUACUUGAAUAACAUCUUUAGAAAGAAAUGAAAGCAAAAAAGUGUAGAACAGAUGUGGCACUAAGACAUUAGACAGACUUUCUCAGAAGAGUACAAUAAACACUGCUUGGAAUAAACAAAGCAGGGUGAGAAGCAGCAUUUGAAUUAAAUAAAACAUUCAAAAAACAAAAGCAAGAAUGAGAUUCUAAUCGCAGUAGAUGUUAGUGGAAAAGUAAAUCAGCCACCGCAGGAUUGAAUCUAAGAGCCUUUGGUUUAG
Molecule: messenger RNA, 2315 nt
Organism: Erpetoichthys calabaricus (reedfish)
Lineage: Eukaryota; Metazoa; Chordata; Cladistia; Polypteriformes; Polypteridae
Exons: 5
Coding region: 264-1523 (419 amino acids)
Source: RefSeq, a predicted model, not a curated record